This is a messenger RNA of Podospora anserina S mat+, 1146 nucleotides long. RefSeq lists its product as uncharacterized. NCBI's taxonomy places the organism in Eukaryota, Fungi, Ascomycota, Sordariomycetes, Sordariales, Podosporaceae. The transcript has a single exon. The record is from RefSeq and is a predicted model, not a curated record. Gene Ontology annotation, molecular function: sequence-specific DNA binding. The coding region runs from base 1 to 1146 and encodes 381 amino acids. Gene Ontology annotation, cellular component: nucleus. Gene Ontology annotation, biological process: positive regulation of transcription from RNA polymerase II promoter by glucose.
AUGGCGACCAUGGCUACUGCUGCUCGCGAUAUCGCGACGACCUCCUCCCCCUCUCCCGGCCGAGACAACUUAACUGCUGUAGCGGCCGCCCGGAGUGUCCCUGUGACGACCCAUCCGAACAACCUGCCGACUCCCCCCAACUCGAUAUCUCCCAACCUGCCUCCGGUAGGCCUUCGCGCCCACCUGAUGAGGGCGGGCGUCGAGCCCUCGGUCGACUCCGACCUGGAACUGCACGACCGCGACGCUCACGACGAUGAGCACUCCGGUCCGGGAUCGCCCCCGUACGACUCGGCCGGAGCCAUCACGUCAGCAAUGCUGGCCAACUGCCACCUGCCCGAGAUCCUGCUGGGUCAGGGCCCGUUGCCGAUUCGCCACAUUAUGGGUUAUCUGACCACCACGGUCCCCGGCUUCGCGGGCAUCCCGCCUGCCAAAGCCCGGAGGCUGGUUGUGGCCGCGCUAGAGGGAAAGGGAAACGGUGGCGUGGGCAGCGGCCCGGAUGGUGACGUAGAGUUUAUCAAGGUGGGCUGGGGACGGUGGCAUGCGAAGCGGAGGGGCCAGGGCAGCAGAGCUACAGCUGCCGCCUACGACCCUCCCUCGCGCCGCACGUCGCCCGGCGGGAGCUCCUACCCGACAAGCAUCCCUAUCAACAAGGGCGGCCCCGGGUGGCACCACUUGGACCGGUCUCGACUCGCAGCCAUGCUCGGGACGAGCGCCGGCGGCGCCUCAUCAGCAGCCUUCUCUCAUGACGACCGUCUCAACGAGGACCGGUUCAUGAACAUGAUGGACCACGAGGCCGACAAAAUGUCGCUCGACGGAUCCGGAUCCGCAUCGUGCUCCGAGGCGCCCGAUGAGGACUUUCCCAUGGACCGCGACGACCCCGAGGACGCAACCGACGACGAGGACUGGGCAGCCGUCGGUGCGGCGGCGCUUCGAGCGUCAUCCUAUCAGGCCCAGUCCGACAACCAAAGACACCUCUCCCCUUUCAACAACGUAUAUUCUUCCAGCAUGCGCUCCUUCUCCGGCGGCAUGGCGCGGCCACCUCAGCUCAACUUCAAGAUCCCACCAUCGGGCUUGGCGGGAGUCAUGGUGACCGACGCACAGGAGCGCGACGCCGUGGAGGCUCUUCUUCAGCUUGGAUCUGUCUAA